Messenger RNA from Nicotiana attenuata, 3288 nucleotides. RefSeq lists its product as uncharacterized. The transcript is spliced from 5 exons. NCBI's taxonomy places the organism in Eukaryota, Viridiplantae, Streptophyta, Magnoliopsida, Solanales, Solanaceae. Bases 1 to 3288 code for a protein of 1095 amino acids. The record is from RefSeq and is a predicted model, not a curated record.
AUGGACAAUCCUACAAAUAAAAGAUGGAUGUAUUGUGAAAGAGUUAGCAAAGAAUAUUUGGAUAGAGUAGAGGAUUUUUUAAAUCAUGCCUUUUCUGAAAAACAAGAUGGAGAAAAAAUUGCAUGUCCUUGUACGGAGUGUGUGCUUAUCCAUCAAGUUAAUCGGGCUACAACAUAUGAUCAUCUUGUGGUUAAUGGUAUUAUACCAUCAUAUGAUACUUGCUUUUGUCAUGGUGAAUCUCUAAAGGGAUCAAACAAUGCUGAAGCAAAUAAUCGCAGUCAGUCAACUCAAAGGGGCGAUGAUAUGAGAGGAAUGAUACAUGAUGUAUUUGCAGGUGUUACACAGUUCAUGGAUACUUUUGACGUUAGUGAAUUAGGUGGCAUAGAGCAAGACUUACAAGAGAAUACUGCUCAUCCAUCUGGAAAUCAACCUCAUCCAGAGGUGGAUAAGUUUGAACGGCUCAUGAAGGAGGCAAAUGAAGAAUUAUAUCCUGGAUGUACGAAGUUUAGCAAACUCUCCUUUUUGCUGCAUUUGUAUUGUACAAAAUGCAUGUUCAAGUGGUCAAGUGAAUCUUUUAGUUCUUUGCUUGGACUAUUGAAAGAUGCAUUGCCUGAAGGAGAAAAAUUACCUCCUUCUUUCUAUGAGACCAAAAAGAUAGUUGAAGGCUUGGGCUUAAAGUAUGAAAAAAUCCAUGCUUGUCCCAACGAUUGCAUGCUUUUUAGGAAAGAGUUUGCUAAUAAGAAUGUUAAUGAAUGCAAAGUAUGUGGGGCUUCUAGAUGGAAAAAUGAUGCCAGAAAAAUUCCAGCCAAGGUCUUAAGGUAUUUUCCUUUAAAACCAAGGCUACAGAGAUUGUUUAUGUCUUCAGAAACUUCUAAAGCAAUGCGAUGGCAUCAUGAUGAGCGCACCAAAGAUGGAGUUUUACGACAUCCUGCAGAUUCUGAAGCUUGGAAAAAUUUCGAUGGUAAAUAUCCCGAAUUUGCUGGAGACCCUCGCAAUGUGCGCCUAGGAUUAGCUUCUGAUGGGUUUAAUCCAUUUGGCACAAUGCGAACUGUUCACAGUACAUGGCCAGUGAUUUUAAUGCCAUAUAAUCUUCCACCAUGGAUGUGCAUGAAACAAGAGUUCUUCAUAUUGUCCUUACUUAUUCCUGGACCAAAAGCACCUGGCUAUAAUAUUGAUGUCUUUUUGCAACCUUUAAUCGAAGAGUUAAAUGAAUUGUGGGAUGUCGGGGUAGAAACAUAUGAUGCCUCGACUAAGGAGAUAUUUCAAAUGCGAGCUGCUCUCAUGUGGACUAUAAAUGAUUUUCCAGCAUAUGGUAAUCUCUCUGGAUGGUCCACUUAUGGUCGGUUUGCCUGCCCUUCUUGUAACAUAAAUACUCAAUCUAGACGGCUCAAACAUGGUAGAAAGUUUUGUUAUAUGGGGCAUCGACGCUUCUUGAAGUCGGGACACAAAUAUCGAAAUGAUGCAAAAUCGUUUGAUGGGACUAAAGAAACAAGACAUUCACCUUGUCCAGUAUCUGGGUCACUAGUGUUGAAUCAAGUUAAAGAUAUAGAAUUUACUCUCGGCCAGUCGAGUGAAGGGGUAAGUGGUGUGAUGAAAAAUACAUGGAAAAAGAGGAGUAUUUUCUUCAAUCUUCCUUAUUGUAAGUCUAACUUGGUGCGCCAUAAUCUUGAUGUGAUGCACAUAGAAAAGAAUGUGUGUGAUAACUUACUUUAUACAUUAUUGGAUCUUGGUAAAAAGUCAAAAGACAACUUAGAAGCUCGAUUGGACUUGAAGGAGAUGAAAAUAAGACCAAGUUUAUGGCCUCAAUAUCGAGCUAUUGGGAAAGCAUAUCUUCCUCCUACUUUCUUCACAAUGUCUCAGAAGGAAAAAGAGUUAUUUUAUGAAGUACUACUAAAUGCCAAGUUUCCAUAUGGCUAUGCGUCUAAUAUCUCACGUUGCAUUCGCAAACGAAAGAUAUUUGGGCUAAAAACUCAUGAUUGUCAUGUUAUAAUGCAAGAACUUCUUCCUCUUGCCUUGCGGAGAUCAGUAGAUAAAAGAGUUAGGUCCAUUUUAAUUGAAUUAUGCACAUUCUUUCGUGUUCUAUGUAGAAAAGAACUAAAACUAGAAGAUUUAAAGUUAUUUGAAGAAAAAAUUCCAGAAACAUUAUCUACUAUGGAGAAACUUUUCCUCCCAGGAUUCUUUACUGUUAUGAUACACUUGGUUAUUCACUUGGCAACUGAGGCUAAAUAUGCGGGGCCAGUACAUUGUCGCUGGAUAUACCCUAUUGAGAGGUAUUUGGGUACUUUAAAAUCAUAUGUUCGUAAUCGUGCAUGUCCAGAAGGUUCCAUAGCAGAAGCAUACAUAGCAAAUAAGUGUAUGGCAUUUUGCUCACGAUAUUUGGAGGGUGGAGAUUCAAGGUCUUAUUGUUCAAGAAAAUGCGCCAAUGAGAUUGGGCAGGAGACUAGUAAAGAAGAAUGUCUUUUUCCAAAUAGUGGGGAGUCGUACGGUGGAGUAGGUGUAUUUGAGUUGGAUGCAAAAAUAUGGUUGCAAGAACAUCGGCAUGUAAAUUUUAAUUGCGAGUCAGAGGUGGUUGAGAAUUAUAAAAAGGAACAUAUUGCUGAAAUCAAGAGAUCACAUCAUAAGUGUCGUUUGACACAACAUCAACUUGACCUUGUGCAUUUCGAUACAUUUCACGAGUGGUUCAAGGAGCAAAUAAAGGAGUUGGAAGCCACAUCUAACAUCUUAAAGGAUGUUAAAGUCCUUGCACAAGGGCCGAGUUACAUUGCCAAAAGAUUCAGUGCGUUCGAUGUAAAUAACGAGUAUCGAUUCCGAACGAAACAAAGUGAAGAAUUUAAGGUGACACAAAAUAGUGGUGUUAUGGUCGUUUCAAAGACUGAAAGUUAUGCAAGUAGAGGAGUUAAGGAAGACGACUUGGGGUUCACACUUGUGAAUUUCUCACGCCUAACAGACUCUGGCGAUCGAGAACGUCAUGAGCCCUUUAUUUUUGCAGAACAAGCUCAACAAGUUAUAUUUGUACAAGAUCCUGAAGAUCAUGAAUGGUUUGUCCCUAGGUUAAUUAAACCUCGAGAUAUUUUUAAUAUGGGAGAGGAAAAUAGUGUGCAGUUUGAGUCAUCAAUGCAAAGUGAUGCCACUGACUUGGCUCUUUUAGAAAAUGCUCGUGUUAUGGAAGAUGAGUACAAUGAUUGGGUAAUAAGUGGUGUCGAUGGGAUAGUAAUUGAUAUUGAAAAUGACGGUGAAGCUAAUGUUGAGGGAGGAAAUGACAUUAAAAACGAAUGUGAUUCUGAAUAG